AUGGUAUACAAAAUCAUUGCCACUGAUAUUAGACGAUUUUUACUAAUUUACGGCAUCUUUCUUAUGGGCUUUUCUCAAGCGUUCUACUUAGUGUUCCUCAGUUGCGAACGUGAACAUGACAAACGCGGAAAACAAGGGGAAUUCCAAAAUGUCAUUCAAAACCCUGUGGAGGCAUUUAUUCGUACUUUCAUCUUGACUAUAGGCGAAUUCACUGUGCUCUACAGGAAUCUGGCACUAUGUCCAGCGAAAAUUAUGAAUGGAAUCGGAAAGGCCCGCAAUCAAUUGCGAUGCAAUAUAUCGCAAAAUAAUUUAUUUUAUUGUUUUCGUCAUAUUCGAGCUUGGAGUAUCAGUCCUGCAGUUUAA
This is a messenger RNA of Cylicostephanus goldi, 363 nucleotides long. Lineage: Eukaryota; Metazoa; Nematoda; Chromadorea; Rhabditida; Strongylidae. The record is from the annotation of a GenBank genome assembly.